This is a messenger RNA of Striga asiatica, 1182 nucleotides long. Lineage: Eukaryota; Viridiplantae; Streptophyta; Magnoliopsida; Lamiales; Orobanchaceae. The record is from the annotation of a GenBank genome assembly.
AUGGCUGCAUACUACGGCCGAUUACCCGUCCUCGAGUUCCUAAUAUCCUCAUCUCCUUCGCUAAUCUCGUUUGCAAACAUUGAUGGAGACACUUUUCUUCACUCAGCAAUCACGGGCUUCCGAGCCCUGAAUUUCCAAAGGCUCGACCACCACACGAACCUCAUGAAAAAACUCCUCGACGGUGUCAUCUUGAGAAAACUCGAUGACAUCAUCAAUGUCCCGAACAAAAACGGGCGGACCCCACUCCACACGGCUAUAAUCCUCGACAUUCCAUCCGAAAUCGUCGAGCUAAUCUUGUCCGUCCGAUACAUCGAUCUAAACGUCCGAGAUUGGGAAGGGAACACCCCGCUCGAUCUACUUUUCGCACGGACGAAAACGCCCUCCUCCGAGAUUUUGAUCAAACGGAUGGUCUCGGCCGGCGGUGUUUUUUCUUCCGAGCGAAAAUCGAAAGAUUCAAUUUCCGUCGCGUCUCCUCCGGUUUCGCAAUCGAUUUGUAGUCCCGGGACUUAUUUCAAAAUCCCGGAUGCCGAACUUGUGGAAAACGAUGUAGGAAAAGACGGCUACUCGAAUGAAAUCGAGGUUGUAAUAAAUUCGCCUCAUUACUUCAAGAAGUCGAGCUCGAGUGGAGGAAAGGCGCGCCUUGGAAAUUUCCUCCGUUGGCUCGGGAAAAAGGAGAAAAGCUCGAGUGGGUCCGAUUUCGGGGGAGAAGAUGAUACUCUUUCGUUCAAGUCAUACACAAUGGGUUCGAGCUCACGGGACAGCCCGAUUUCACUAAGGCAACAAUUUUCGAGGCCGAAAUCUUCUUCUCUACUGAGCAACAAACGGAUAAUGUCCUUGCAGAGUAACGGGCCAGGCCCAUUGGGUAACAAGAAGAAGUUCGGGGCCCAAGAUGUUCGUCAGGUGCUUCCAAAAUCGAACCUCGGUUCACCUUGCAGUGCAUUUUCCGAGUCUUCUUGGACGUCCCCACUUUCGGUAAGCGCGAAUCAAUCACCGAGUGUCGAUGGAAUGAAGAUGAAGCGGAGACUCGGCUCGUUUAACUUGAGGUCGAUGAACAAUUACUUCUGUUUGGGGAAUCGGAGCUUGGCAAUCGAGAAGUCGAUCAAGUCACAGUCACAGCCAUUGCCGGAGCCAUUGCCGGAGACAUAUAGUUUGGAGGUUCAGGAAAAAGGUGUACUUGUGUAA